UUCUUUUAUUCUUGUGAAAAUACAACCACAAUAAUGGAUUUGUUUAUAAACAUCGAUAUUUUUAAUUCUGAUGAUGACUAUGAAGAUUAUAAAUUUCUAGAAAGAAGACAGUAUACAAUUCAAAGUAAACCCAAUAAUUUUCAAAUGUGGGAUGAUAUCGAAUUUAUUCAACGAUACCGUUUGAAAAAAACUACAGUACUUGAAUUAUUGCAUAGGAUUCAAGAGCAAUUAUUAAUACAGAACAUACACAAUAGCCCCAGAAGUAAUGUAAUUAUAAUGAAGUUGAAGAUGAAGCUACAUAAUUCUCAAGAAAUAAAGUCAAUUUUGAAACAAUAUAAUGUAUGUUACAAUAGACUGAAAUUCUAA
Molecule: messenger RNA, 366 nt
Organism: Cephus cinctus (wheat stem sawfly)
Lineage: Eukaryota; Metazoa; Arthropoda; Insecta; Hymenoptera; Cephidae
Exons: 2
Coding region: 34-366 (110 amino acids)
Source: RefSeq, a predicted model, not a curated record